Leptopilina heterotoma is the source of this 1575-nucleotide messenger RNA. RefSeq names its product NF-kappa-B inhibitor-interacting Ras-like protein (gene kappaB-Ras). Bases 266 to 871 code for a protein of 201 amino acids. Gene Ontology annotation, biological process: canonical NF-kappaB signal transduction. The record is from RefSeq and is a predicted model, not a curated record. NCBI's taxonomy places the organism in Eukaryota, Metazoa, Arthropoda, Insecta, Hymenoptera, Figitidae. Gene Ontology annotation, molecular function: GTP binding; GTPase activity. The transcript has 2 exons.
UCGAAUGAAACGUGGUGGACAAUUUGACAGCUGUCAAACAAUGUUUGUUUUUCUACUUUAAACAAAUGGAUAAUUUAGUUUUAAAUUUUCAAUAUAGUGAUUAAAAUAUCAGAGGAAAUUGAUUAUUGUCAUUCUGAAGAUCUAGAGAUGAUGGCGACAAUUUUAAUCCAGGUUUUGUGCCCCCUGCGCUCUACCUUUUGCAAAGUAAUCAAUUUUGGCUUUCAUUAAUGUAAUUACUUAAAAUUUAUGAAAUAAACACGAUAUAAUGGGAAAAACGACACGAGUCGUUGUUUGUGGAAUGAAAGGAGUAGGAAAAACUGCCCUUUUAGAGCAACUCAUUUAUGGAAAUGUUAAUUCGAAAACUGAAAUUCAUCCAACAAUUGAGGAUAUUUACGUUGCGAAUAUUGAAUCCGAUCGUGGAACAAAGGAGAAUGUACGAUUUUAUGAUACAGCUGGAUUGGAACCAAUGCACAAUAAUACAAAUAAUCAACAAUUGCCAAGGCAUUAUCUUGGAUUUGCCGAUGGUUAUAUUUUAGUUUACGAUACAACGAAACCCGAGUCUCUCGAUGUUUUAUUGCCAUUAAAAAAGGACAUUGACAAAAAUAAGGACAAGAAGGAAAUAACGAUAAUUGUGAUUGGAAAUAAAACACGACACGAGCCAGAACCGCAGACAUUGGAAAAUACAGCGAUUAAGGCAAUUAAUUGGUGUACACGUGAAAAAAUUCGACAUUUCGAAGUUAAUGUUAUUGACAGGACGAGUCUUUACGAGGCAUUUAUUUAUCUAUCGUCACGUUUAAAUCCGCCACUAAAUAAAAGUACAUUCCCACAAUUAAGCAUGGGACGAAAGAAUACACGAACCGAAACCACUUGAUGGUUCCUCAGUGAUUUGAUUUAUUUUCUGUUUCCAUGGAGACCGAAUCUCAAAUUGUAAUUAUUCCACUUUUUCUAUUUUUUCAAUUUACUGAAUUAUUAUUUUAUUAUUUAUUCUAUUAUUGCAGCACUUCACGUGACAGUCUCUACUUUUUUUUUUAUUUAAAAACUAUUCAAAAAAAUUUGAGGUCAUAGUUUUUUUUAUUACAAAAAAAGGGACAAUUUUAAAGUGUACUUAAUUUUUUUCUAAAUGAUAAAUUUACGGAGACAAAUAUUGAUAAUUAUAUCGAUUAUUGGUAAAGUGAUAGGUAAACUAAUUAGUAAACUAAUAUUAAAAAAAUAACUAUAAUUUUUAAUUGUUAUUGAUUUUUUUAUCUCAAUCAAGAUUUUAUUAAUUUUUACAAUUACCUCUGUUGAAUGCAUUUUUUAUACACUCUCAACAAUUAUGUUCCUUUCUUACGUACUUAAUAAUGUUAUUUAUAAACAUAAUGUUACUCUCUUUUUUAUACAAAAAUUAUAUAUAGCUUUUGCUAAAAAAAAUACCUAAUUCGGAAAAUUACAAAUUUUUCCACUAAAAAAUUUAAAUUAAAAAGAAAAUAUUUGUUGCAUAUUGUUAAUAUUAUUGACGUCGGGGAAUUAAAUCAUAAAAUGAAUACAUUGUUAAAAAGUAAUUUUAUUACAAAAAAAUUUUUAUAUUUACAAAAA